AUGGCACCUCAAAGUCAUUUCAUUAAUGUAUUUUUAACAAUCUUCUUAUCUGUCUAUGUCCUUUCUCUCUCACCAUCAAAGAUAGCAGCUUCUCCAGCGUUAACAGCCAAAGUAUGCAGCGGCAAGUCAAUCUUGAACCGUGAUUUCUGCUUGAAAGCUCUUACCACUCCCCAAGCCGCUGCUGCUAAAUCCCCGAAGCAACUUACAAAUACUGUCAUGACAUCAGCAGCCUCAAAUGCUCAAACUACACUCAAUGUGAUCACCGCAAUGACUAAGAACCCAACUUCACCAGGGGGUCUGAAAGCUCUCAAAACUUGCGAGGAUGUCUAUAAAUAUGCUGUGAGAUCAUUUGGAAUGAUACCUGCAGAACUGAGUGAAGAUGCAAUGAGCGCAAACUAUGAUGUUAGCGUUAUUGGCCCUGAAGCUGAUCGAUGUGUCAAGGCAUUGGCAGCCGCCAAGGUUAAUGCUCCCCAAAUUGCUGAUGGAAAUCGGAAUUUGCAGUAUUAUUCAGCAAUGGGAAGUGAAAUAACAGCAACUUUGAAUUAG
This is a messenger RNA of Durio zibethinus, 546 nucleotides long. The record is from RefSeq and is a predicted model, not a curated record. NCBI's taxonomy places the organism in Eukaryota, Viridiplantae, Streptophyta, Magnoliopsida, Malvales, Malvaceae.